This is a messenger RNA of Alternaria atra, 504 nucleotides long. RefSeq lists its product as uncharacterized. Gene Ontology annotation, molecular function: RNA polymerase I general transcription initiation factor binding; RNA polymerase I transcription regulatory region sequence-specific DNA binding. The record is from RefSeq and is a predicted model, not a curated record. Bases 1 to 504 code for a protein of 167 amino acids. Gene Ontology annotation, cellular component: RNA polymerase I core factor complex. Gene Ontology annotation, biological process: nucleolar large rRNA transcription by RNA polymerase I. The transcript has 4 exons. Lineage: Eukaryota; Fungi; Ascomycota; Dothideomycetes; Pleosporales; Pleosporaceae.
AUGUCAGGUUUCCCAUCUCUCCAGCCCGCCUUCACAGUCCGCGUCGACAUCGAUGCGCCGAUGCAAGUCGGAGGUCAGCACGGCCCUCAAUUGGUUGUUGUUCCGAUGGUCUCUGGCACGGUGAAGAGUGAGGAGGGCUUUGAGCCGAAGUUAGACGGAGAAUUACACGGUGUCGGUUACGACUACAUCCAUAACGACGCUGAUGGCGGAAACAUGCGCUUGGAUGUGAGGAGUCAAGUCAAGAACCAUGACGGCACGAUUCUGGCAAUGUACUACAAGGGUACUGUGAAGCUUACACCGGGUGUUGGGAAAGUGCUGUCUGGUGCAUCGGAUGCUAAGACUACCGACUAUGGCGACUCAUUUGUCAACUUCACUUUCGAGACCGGCAACGAGAAGUACAAAGAACUUCAGAAUGGAACGUAUGUUGCUGCAGGUCACUUUGUAGCGGGCGAGGGAAAGCCGGGCGUCGUGGUGGAGUAUAAGGCAGAAUGUAGGAGAGUUUAG